ACACGACUUAAUUUUAAAUAUGAUUUUUGUUGCUAUGAUUUGUGUGACAUUUGCAUUGCAUUUGAAUUUUAUUCGUCCUCUGCAAAUGAUAAAAAUCAGUUCGUCGUUCGUCGUAACGUUUUCUUAUGCAAUUAUAAUAUCUGUAUAGUCAGGUCUUGUCGGAUCAGGGUCGCGAAUAUAUUGGAUAAAAUGCAUAGCGUUGGAAGUAAUAGCGAUCAUUUGACCCGAGAUGCCGUUUGCGACGACCGUGCCUAAUAUAUGCAAUUAUUUGCAAAAUAAACGGGGUACUGGUUGCAUUUGAUUUAAAACUGUGAAUUGUUUAAAUAUUUAUACAAAAUGACUGAAAAAAAAGAUAUUUGUUAUCCAAACUGCGCUAGCUCUGUGUUUCUGAGAUCUUGCGAAGAAGAAAUUACGACUCCACUGGAAGGAAAAACUACAGGUCACAUACCACCAUGGCUGCAAGGUACGCUUCUACGGAAUGGUCCGGGGACACUUAAAGUUGGAUCGAUGUCUUUUGACCACGUGUUCGAUGGUUCAGCUCUUUUGCACAGCUUCAAGAUCUCAGAGGGGACGGCGACAUACCAAUGCCGCUUUGUACGCACUGACACAUACAAAAGAAAUAAGGCAGCAAAUCGUAUUGUUGUUACAGAAUUCGCUACUGAAUCGGUUCCUGACCCUUGCCAUACUAUCUUUGAUAGGUUUACUGCAUUUUUUAAACCAUUAGAAAAACUAUCAGAUAACACGGUUGUAUCCGUAUAUCCUAUCGGUGAUGAAAUUUAUACUUUCACGGAAUCUCCCAUCAUACAUCGAAUAGACCCAAAGACUCUGAAAACUUUAGAAAGAAAAGAUUUAAUUAAAGAUUUUGCAAUCGUGAACCAUUCGGCUCAUCCACAUAUUUUGCCAAAUGGUGACGUCAUCAAUAUUGGUUUGUCAUACACAAGCCGUGGGAUGAGACACGUCGUCAUACAUUUUCCAUUUACUGAAAAAGGUGACAUGUUCGAAAGAGCUCACAUCGUUGGCGGUAUGAAACCUCGCUGGCAAAUGCACCCCUCGUAUAUGCAUUCUUUUGGCAUAACAGAGAACUACUUCGUAUUAAUCGAACAGCCUAUGACGAUAUCUUUAAGGACAGUGUUGUGGAAUGUAUUUUUGGACAAACCUUUUGCAUCCGCUCUGCAAUGGUAUCCAAAACUUGAGACGAACAUAGUACUGAUAAGUCGUAAAACCGGAGAAGAAGUGAGACGCUACCGCACAGAGACUCUCUUCUACUUCCACGUGAUCAACGCGUUUGAGGACGGUCAAAACGUCGUACUCGACUUCUGUACAUACAAAGAUGCUAAGAUAUUGAACGGGAUGUAUAUCAAAGCGAUGGAGUCGAUACAAAGUAAUGAAGACUGUGCAGAAUGGUUUCGUGCCCGUGCGAAACGUCUCAAAAUGCCACUCGAAUCUCCCGAUAUGACGUUUGUAGAGGCCAAGUUGCUGGCUAACAUUGGAUGUGAAACGCCUAGAAUACAUUACAAUAUGUAUAACGGGAAAUCGUAUCGCUAUUUCUACGCAAUAAGUUCAGAUAUUGAUAACAUCAACCCAGGAGCGGUAGUAAAGGUGGACACAUGGUCAGGAGAUUAUAAGACAUGGUUUGAAGCGGGCAGUUUUGCAAGUGAACCUGUUUUUGUGCCAGAACCACAAGCGCAAGAAGAAGAUGCGGGUAUACUGCUAUGUGUUCUACUCUAUGGUUCUCAUAUAUGCAAGAUCAGUCUAUUACUACUGGACUCACGAACUUUGUUAGAAGUUGGCCGUGUCACAUUUGAUACGCCUUCGCCAUCGCCCAAAUGUAUCCACGGCUGGUUUAUAUCAGAUCGCGUUUAACCUUGACCCUAGAACAAAAAUAUAAUCAAACUUCUUAAGCUAUGUGGUUGAUGAAAUUUUUUAAUUCAAUUUAUAUUAUAAACUUAAUAUGUCGUAAUAAUUUAAUUUUUCGUCCUACUAACGGUCUGAGGUUGUUUAAGAAUCUAAUUAAACUAAAAUGAAUUUCAAUGACCGAACCACAAGUUAUAUCUUAGAAUAGUGCACUUAGUUAUGUUAUUUUUUUUUAUAAA
This is a messenger RNA of Papilio xuthus (Asian swallowtail), 2093 nucleotides long. Its product is annotated as carotenoid isomerooxygenase-like. Gene Ontology annotation, biological process: retinal metabolic process; carotene catabolic process. The transcript has 14 exons. Gene Ontology annotation, molecular function: beta-carotene 15,15'-dioxygenase activity; carotenoid dioxygenase activity. Lineage: Eukaryota; Metazoa; Arthropoda; Insecta; Lepidoptera; Papilionidae. The record is from RefSeq and is a predicted model, not a curated record. Bases 337 to 1863 code for a protein of 508 amino acids.